This is a messenger RNA of Protopterus annectens (West African lungfish), 1839 nucleotides long. Its product is annotated as cytochrome P450 2K6-like. Gene Ontology annotation, molecular function: iron ion binding; heme binding; oxidoreductase activity, acting on paired donors, with incorporation or reduction of molecular oxygen, reduced flavin or flavoprotein as one donor, and incorporation of one atom of oxygen. The transcript is spliced from 9 exons. Gene Ontology annotation, cellular component: cytoplasm; intracellular membrane-bounded organelle. The record is from RefSeq and is a predicted model, not a curated record. Lineage: Eukaryota; Metazoa; Chordata; Ceratodontiformes; Protopteridae. The coding region runs from base 55 to 1572 and encodes 505 amino acids. Gene Ontology annotation, biological process: xenobiotic metabolic process.
UUCCCUCUCAAACCAUAUUAUAAAAACCUUAAUUCAUUUAAAAGAUUAGUAACCAUGUUGCAAUUCAUCAUGUUGGCAAUACCCAUCUUAGCUAGUUGGUUUUCUUUAUCUAUUGUUAUUCUUCUUUCAUUUUUCUCUCUUUGCUAUUUUUAUUUCAAAUCCAAAAGUUCAAAAACAUACAAGUUUCCACCAGGGCCGGCACCACUUCCAUUGAUAGGGAACCUUCACCUACUGAAUAUGAAGAACCCGGACAUCUCUUUAACGCAGCUGUCAGAGAAAUAUGGUACAAUAUAUACUUUUCACAUGGGGACAAAAAAGUUUGUUGUGCUGACUGGUUAUGAUACAGUGAAGGAUGCUUUAACAAACCAUGCAGAAGAAUUUGGAGACAGAGGACAUGUGCCAAUUUUUGAAAAAUCUUUCAGCAACUAUGGUAUAAUAUUUUCCAGGGGAGAAUCCUGGAAGCAGAUGAGAAGAUUUGCAUUAUCCACACUCAGAGAUUUUGGAAUGGGCAAAAAGACAAUUGAACAUCGAAUACUGGAAGAAACUGCUGCUCUGAUAAAGGUGUUUGAGUCUUUUAAAGGACAGCCAUUUGAGAGUACAUUAAUUAUGAACAAUGCAUUAGCCAACAUAAUCUGUUCAGUAGUGUUUGGACAGAGGUUUGAAUAUGACGAUGAAAAAUUCAUUCGACUUUUAAAAGUAAUAAAUGAAAGCAUUAAACUAGGUGGGACUACAACUCUACGGCUUUACAAUGCCUUUCCUUUCCUGGGAUUUCUUCCUGGUGCUCAUAAAAAAAUUAUUAAACUCAGGGAAGAUCUUAACAGGGAAGUGGCAAAGAUGCUUACGGAAUCCAAGUCUACUUUUAAUCAUAGCAAUUUACGAAGUUUUGCUGAUGCAUUCAUUGUGAGGCAAGAAAUUGAGGCAAAAAAUGAAGCUACACAUUUCCAUGAUGAAAACCUUCUCUUUACAACACAAAAUUUAUUUGGAGCUGGUACAGAAACAACAUCUACAACUCUCCGCUGGGGGAUUCUUCUGUUGGCAAAAUAUCCUGACAUACAAAAGAAGGUACAGGAUGAGAUAGAUCGCAUCAUUGGACCUGUACGACCCCCUGCUGUUGAAGAUCGUAAAAAUAUGCCAUACUGCAAUGCAGUUAUCCAUGAACUUCAACGAUUUGGCAAUAUUGUUCCCAUGAAUCUUCAGCAUGAAACAGCUAUGGAUACUCAUUUCCGAGGUUAUUUUCUUCCAAAGGGAACACAAGUGAUUCCUUUGUUAACAUCUGUACUUCGGGACAAAACUCAGUGGAAAACACCUUACUUGUUCAACCCAUCCCAUUUUCUCAACACCGAAGGACAGUUUAUUAAGCACGAUGCAUUUAUGCCUUUUUCUGCAGGAAGAAGAGCUUGUAUUGGAGAAAAUCUGGCCAGAAUGGAGCUUUUCCUGUUCUUUGUUGCAUUGCUGCAGAAAUUUACAUUUCGUCCUCCACCUGGUGUCACUGAAAAGGAUCUGGAUCUUGAACCAAGACUUGGGAUAACAAAUUCUCCAAAAUCCUUACUACUCUGCGCAGUACCUCGCUAGCAUGGAAAAUCAGUAUUAGUGCAUUGCUUCUAAUAAAAGUUUAAUAAAAUUGACUAACCCGAGUUGUACAAUGAAAGUAGGUUGCUCAGACAGACCAGUGUCACAAAAUGUGAUGUAAAUAUAACUAUAGUUAAUACAAUAAUCAGAAAACACAAGCCAUGAAAGGCCUGUUUCUCAUGUAUUUGCCAUAAUAUAAGGAAUCUGACUUGUUCAGAUUUUACAUUUACAGUUGUAAUUAUAUAUAUAUAUAUAUAUAUAUAUAUAUAU